AUGUCACCUUCUACACUCACUGGUCAGGAUACUACGGGUAUUAACGACGGAUCAAAGACGACGACUUUGGUCACAUACCUUACAGAUGCGUGGAAAUGGGGUGCUGAUAUUUUUUGCGAGUGUGAGGUUCGUUAUGUCGAGAAGGCGUCGGAUGAACUCGGCGGCUAUAUUGUCUAUUUUGUUUCACAUGACAGCCCGCGUGCCAGAUUUCAAGAUGAUAUAUACUCAGAACUGUCAUGGGUUCAUGCUGAAAACGCAGUAUUUCUCGGCGCUGGCUCUAUCGGCACAACCGAGAUCCUGCUCAGGAGCAAAGCCAUGGGCCUUUCUAUGAGCGAUUACGUCGGACAGGGUAUGAGCGGCAAUGGCGAUAUGUUGGCGUUUGGGCACAAUCCCGGUCAUGGAGCGAAGUCCUUUAGAAACCCGGAAACCCCGAACCCGACGUCUACAAACCGAGUCGGACCUACCAUCACCUCCGUCAUUGACAUGCGCGACAAGACUGACAACUCACUGGAUGGCUACGUCAUACAAGACGGAGCCGUCCCGCAAGUGCUAUCAACAUUUGUCAAAACCGUGCUUCGUACUCAUACAGUGUUUUCGUCAUCAAGAGCUCCGAUUCGUCAGAGAAUGGCAAACCUUCUUUCGAGAUGCAAGCAGAGAUUGCUACAUCCAUUCUCUAACGCAAAUAUUGCCCGAGAUGCCCAAGUAUUUCUGAUUAUGUCCCACGACAGCAGCCAGGCGGAAGCGCGACUGGAGGAUGAUAAACUAAUGUUUGAGUUCCUUGGAUCGGGUCGUAAUGAGAAACACGUCGAAAGGAUACUUGCGCCACUGAGGAAAGUAGUCGAAGAAGACGGCGGCACGUUGGUAUACAAUCCAUUGCGCAGACUAUGGGGCAAUCACCAAGUCACUGUUCAUCCUCUUGGCGGCGCGAGAAUGUCCAGGGACAACAGCGGCAAAAAUGGCGUCACAAACCACCUUGGCGAGGUGUUCGUUGGCCCAGGGUCUGAAACGCAUCCUGGUUUGAUUGUUGUGGAUGGCGCAGCUAUCCCUGCUGCGUUGGGGGUCAACCCAUGCGCCACCAUUGCUGCAUUGGCUGAGAGAUCUGUCGCUGAUUUUGCCAAAAGACAAUCGCUCGCCAUUUGUACCAAGUCAAAUGGCACUAUCGAUCUUCACAGGCCAGGCUCUGCGCACCAGCCCAACACGGAUCCGAUUAAACCCUGUACACAAGCCGCUAAAAGACCUCCCAGUACGCUAUGCUUUACAGAGCUUUUAGAAGGAGGUCUUUACAGCAGCCAAACGAUAAGUUUGGGCAACAGCGCGUCGUAUGAACGUGCAUACUCGAUGGCGAGGGCUCGUGGAGAGGUAGCUCGGCUGUUGGCGAGCAUCCGGCUUCAGCAAAACACCCAGACACACGCCAAAACUCGCUAUAGUGGUACAAUUUCCGGUACGCUGGUAUGUCCUUCCAUCCAGGGCUCGCCGUUCAUGGUUCAUAAUGGUACCGUGGAAUUGUUUCAGCCGGACCCGGAGAUAUCGGGGACGAGAAAGCUCGUAUACGACUGCCCCAUGACGGGUAUCAAUGGACGGGAACUGCACCUCCACGGACUCAAGGUUCUCAAUUCAGCCGUCUCAUUCAGACCCAGGCAACUGUGGCGGACAAUGACUACCCUGAAUGUGACCAUCGUCAAGAAGAGGGGCAAUGUAUCCAACGAUGACAGCGAGGACCAAACAAUUGCUGCUGGGAUGCUGAAAAUCAAGUUGGGAAAAUUCAUGAAGCAGCUAAGCACGAUUAUGGCUACGGGAGAACACCUACGGGAAAAAUCCAAGCAGGUACUUGGCCUGUCGCGGCAUUUCACACGCCAAAUGGCAUCACAAUUCUUCUUGCCACUAGUGCCAAUGCAAUACGCGGCUGCGAAGCCAUUGGGCGGUUUCACGAACCCGACGGAUCCCACGGCGACAUACAAGAUCGUGGCCGAGGAUGGUAUCGUCACGAAGCUACUUAUGUGGGAGCCGGACCCUCGCCAUGUUCCCAGAGACAUCUUUGGCAUCCUGGUACCGAUUGAGAAUCUAUUCAUGAUUCCCGGCGCCUCUGUCGAUCAUCAAAUUUUUGCUCUACCAACGAUAGCGACCAAUGCGGUGAAUUACUUUACAAGAGCAGGAUACCGAGUCUUCGUCAUUGUGCAUCGGGUUGGACGACUGGAUACCAUCGAUCGAGAUAGCAACUGGACAACGUACGAUGCUCGCCUCGAUAUCCGCGCCGGUUUCGAAAAGGUUCGUGAGAUUUGGGGCGCAGACAAAAUAUAUACAGUAGCUCAUUGCAUGGGCUCAGUCGCCUUUUCGUGCGGCUUGCUGGAUGGGACGAUACCCGCAGACUGGGUCCUCGGAAUCACCUGCAGCCAAGUCUUCAUGAACCCCGUCUGGAGCACGACAAACAUGGCAAAAGCCAAAUGCGCCAUACCCCUGGACAAGCUCUACGGCGCCGUCGCCGGGCCGUGGUUCAGCUGCCAAGCGUCGCCAGGCGGUAGCGACGGAUUCCGCCAGGGCCUGCUGAACCAAAUGUUCAGGCUCCUGCCUGAAGACGAGGGCGAGCGAUGCUCCAGCGCCAGCUGCCACCGCACGACGCUUCUCUUUGGCCGGUGCUGGAGCCAUGCGAACCUCAACGAGGAAACCCACCGCCACAUUGACAAGUUCUUUGGCGGGUCGAGCCUGACGCUCGUGCAUCUGCUCAUGCGCAUGGGCCGCCGCGGGCACGUCUCAACCAACGGGCCGGCGUUUGCGGAGUUGACGACGGAUGAGAACGUGGAGCGGCUGCGCGGCAUCCCGAUGUUUCUAUUUUCGGGCGGCGACAGCGACGUCCUCUCGCCGCAGGCCACGGAGAUGACGUACGAGCGGCUGUGCCGAAAGUUUGGCCUGUCGGCGGGCGGAGCGCGUCCCGGGCUGCAGUAUCGCAGAAGGGUCAUUCCGGGGUACGGGCAUCUUGACUGCUGGAUGGGACGCGAUGCUUGCAGAGAUGUGUAUCCCAUUGUUUUGGAUGAGAUUAAUCGGGUUGUGGGGAGGGUGCAGCAGUCGUAA
Messenger RNA from Akanthomyces muscarius, 3066 nucleotides. RefSeq lists its product as uncharacterized. Gene Ontology annotation, molecular function: oxidoreductase activity, acting on CH-OH group of donors. The record is from RefSeq and is a predicted model, not a curated record. Bases 1 to 3066 code for a protein of 1021 amino acids. The transcript is spliced from 4 exons. Lineage: Eukaryota; Fungi; Ascomycota; Sordariomycetes; Hypocreales; Cordycipitaceae.